Molecule: messenger RNA, 1858 nt
Organism: Fusarium graminearum PH-1
Lineage: Eukaryota; Fungi; Ascomycota; Sordariomycetes; Hypocreales; Nectriaceae
Exons: 2
Coding region: 120-743 (207 amino acids)
Source: RefSeq, a predicted model, not a curated record
UUUCGUUCAUAAGAGUUACUCUUGUUGCUUUCAGAUCAUUUAAAAGCUCACUCGCUAUUUACCACAUCAAUCGCUCAAGCAAAAUACAACCUAAUUCAACAACACACCUCAAAACCAAAAUGAAGGCUACCCUCUUCCUCGCUGCUGCCGGCCUCGCUGUCGCUCAGGACCUCAGUGGUCAACCCGAGUGUGCUCUCAAAUGUCUUAAGGAAUUCAUCCCCAAGGCUGGCUGCGAGCUCGACAACACCGCAUGCCAAUGCGAGGCCUCGUUCCAAACAAAGCUCGCUCCCAUCAUCACUCCCUGCUUGACCGAAGCUUGCCAGGUUGAUGACCUACUCAAGGCCCAGAAGGCUGCCGCCGACGCCUGCAAGGCCUAUGCUGCCACCGCUGGCUCCGGCUCCGCCACUGCCGCUCCCACCGAGAGUCUCGGCUCUGUUACCGUCAGCAUCGACACCUCUAUCACUGGCUCCGCUAGCGUUCCCGCCAUCUUCUCAAGCAUCCCUGAUGAGAAGCCCAUCCCUCCUGUUACUCCCCGUCCCGGCAACGGAACCAUGACCAAGACCAUGACUGAGGGAGGUGGAUCCGGAGGAGGCGCUGUCACACCCACGGGAACCUCUGGCGGCGGCGGCGGCAGCGGCACCACUGGCGGUGCUAGCAGUGUCCCUACCGACGCUGGUGCUGGUACUGCUGGCCCUGCUGCCAUGGGUCUCCUCGCCAUUAUUGCUGCUGCUAUCGCUCUGUAAGAGCUCAUAUAUCGGAAGUUUGUACAUAAUGCAACACAACCAUGGAACAAUUUGGGAAAGCCACGAACCUGGAGUUAUUGCUAAGGAAUUCAUGACAUGAUGUCUAUUGAAGGUUUAAGUCUUUUUUUUUUUUUUUUUUUUUGGAAACACAACAGGUUGCCAUUCACAGCAAUGGAAUACUAGUAAUAGAUAUAUAGCAUCUAAUAAUAAAUAAGUAUAACAAGCCCGCGUCUCUAUUCUUCUCCUGUGAACAAUGCCCCAAACACUAGGUAUUGCUGCUGAGUCUUUCCAGUCAUGCCCGGCCUCAGUGUCUGGCCUUCAAGUCAACGUCGAUAAUCCACGGCAAUUGCACUGGUCGAUAUCUGAUACUCAUGAUGGCCGCAUUCACAAACAACGUCUGCUUGCCUGCAAUCGACCGAUUGAUGCCCUGGGUUAGGUCCAGCCGGACAGCUCUUUGCUUGCUCAUUUCAAUGAGUUUCUCCCUCGUCAUUCUGGCCGUUUCUUUGCCCUGUGUUACUCGGUUUGGUCGUAGCCCUUUAAGCCCGCGAUAUUGUGACCGGGCUAGGUCAAUUUCAUCUCCAUCCCAGGUUACAUGGUGCAUUCCCCAUGCCUCGUGGAUAUGACCAAAGCAAUGAAUCUUGGGUUUCGCACGGGCGACGGCUGCAAGGAGCUGCGGACAUCCAGCGUGGGUACCGGCCCUACCGGCAAAGUCGAGGAUACCUCGAGGAGGGCCAUGAGUUACAGCCACGUCCAUCCCCGGGGGAAUAUUAAAGUCAUGGCCGUUCUUAUACUGGAAAGCCCAGCCACCGUAUGCAGGAGUCCAGGGACUUGCAUACACCUUUAGUAGUGCGCCGUUUGCCAAGGUAAACUCGUGAACACCCUCUGGCAAAUACUUAACACCAUCCGUUUCAGCUUCUCGAACGAUUUUCUUGACCUUAUCAAUGGUUUCCUUUGAUCCACCAUACUUGUUGACCCAAUGUUCUUCAUCAAGCGCAGUAUCGUGGUUACCUGCAAUAGCCAGCUUCAGUGGUGCUUUGAUAGAUCGCAGAACAGAAAAGGUCUGUUCGAACUCGGGGAUAGUCGUGCGUUUUGUGAGAUCUCCGCAGUGAAUGACA